Lactuca virosa is the source of this 768-nucleotide messenger RNA. NCBI's taxonomy places the organism in Eukaryota, Viridiplantae, Streptophyta, Magnoliopsida, Asterales, Asteraceae. The record is from the annotation of a GenBank genome assembly.
AUGCUCAAAAAGGUGAAUCCAACUCAUAAGAUCUUGGUGAAGUACUUGAAAAAUGUAAACCCUAAUGUGCAAACUGGGGUCUUACUUGAAGUCGAAGCUGGUUCCUCAAAGCCAUCUAAGAAAACGAAGUCAGAUGGUGAUGAAUUGAAAGUCACAAAGAAUAAGUCGUCACCUAAGCAAGUAAAGGGGGAUGAUUCAAAGAAGCCAGAGGAGAAAGAAGCACGGCCUUCGAAAGAAGUGGUUCCUACAAAGUCAGGAGUUCUUAAGCGACUUCGUAACAUUUCAUCAAAACGAACUUCGUCUGAAGACUCUCAGACCGUUCGAAAAACUCAAGUUAGCAGCAAAGGGGUUGUCAUCCGGGAAAUACCUGCUCCUGCUUCUCCAUCAUCCAAAAAGAGAAGAGCUCAUGAUGUUGCGAAGCACAUCACUGAGAAGAGGUAUAAACGAAGACUAGUGGUCCGAGACGACUCUUCAGAUAAUGAAGCAGUCCCCGAAACUCCGUUACUUUCAAUUGCUCCUAUGCCUCUUCACGCCGAUUUCAGGUGUGUACUUCAAUUUCACAAACCCUCUUCAUGGAAACCACCACAAACCUGGAAGAUCCACCUUCUUCAUAUGAACGAAGCAGCGAAGAGAGAACAAAAUGUUUUGUGCAGGUCGGGUGGCAUAGUGAUGGAAAGGAUAGUUAUGGAAAGGUUCGAGAAGUUGGAAGCUGACUGGAGAACAAUAGCGGUGGUGGCGGUGGAAUAUGAUAGGGAAUUUGUGACGUAA